GAAAUUGCGAUGAUAUUUGACGUGAGAUUCAGUUACAGUUUAUCAUUGAUUUUAGUGGCCAUCGCUAUCUCAGAGGCCGCUCACAAGCCGUCGCCGCACAGGUUUUCAUGUCCGCCGAAAAAGGUGCCAGGUGGUAUUAAGGAGAUCAUGACUUGUGCCACCAAGUUCAAAUUCAUGUUGGAUCAGAUCUGCAAACCCAAGUACGGAAUCAAAUCGGAUCUAAUAAUGAAUUUAGCAAAACAUGUCUUCUUUCACGCCAUUAAAUGUAUUGAUGAGGACUAUGAGCAUUUCCUAAUCGACGGCGCUCUAGAAUGUUUCAUAGCGGACGGCUCUCCCGGCACUAAAAUGAUGUGUAAUGUGAAGGCAUCGGUUUGCAACCCUAGUAUGCAGGGAGAGAUGGCCGCCUGUGCCAUGAAAGAGGCCAAAAUGCACACCAUCGACAUGGCCAAGUUAAUGUCCAUGGCCGGACACCUUGGAUGGAAGUCAUAGAGAGUGUCGAGCGAAAUGGAAAGAUUUUCCACCACUUCCCGUUAAAUAAUGC
Molecule: messenger RNA, 541 nt
Organism: Medioppia subpectinata
Lineage: Eukaryota; Metazoa; Arthropoda; Arachnida; Sarcoptiformes; Oppiidae
Source: the annotation of a GenBank genome assembly